Molecule: messenger RNA, 3072 nt
Organism: Metarhizium robertsii ARSEF 23
Lineage: Eukaryota; Fungi; Ascomycota; Sordariomycetes; Hypocreales; Clavicipitaceae
Product: Tyrosine-protein kinase, active site protein
Exons: 3
Coding region: 1-3072 (1023 amino acids)
Biological process (GO): protein phosphorylation
Molecular function (GO): protein kinase activity; ATP binding
Source: RefSeq, a predicted model, not a curated record
AUGGCUCACCUUUCUGAACAAGAGCGUGACACCAUCGACCAAAACUCUCUCGGCGACUCGCUCUAUACCGUUCGGGAGGCAUUGCGUGAGGCGGAACGAAACACUCACCGCGAAGACCCUCAAUCGGAUGAUAGCAUAGGAACCCCAGAACGGCCGCGCUUAUUCGUGGUAGCGAUAGGGAAGCUGCUCUCUAUCCUGUCUGCUUCCGAUGCAUCCCCGCUACUCGCCUCAAGGAUGGGAAGGGAUUCCCUUGGGUCUGACAUCAUGGCAGUUCGUCAACGUGUACAGAAAAGCGACUUUGAGUACCAAAAUUUUCGCCCAUUAGCGCAGGUUGUGAUCAAACAGGCAAUAGAUGUUGACAUCUGGUCUGCCGUCAUCGCCCUCGUCCGAUCAAUUUCUCACUCGACUCCACCGCCGAGCCUUCCCCAAUCCUUCGAAACUCCGAUUACCCAUUCAUCCGCUUCGCAGCAAGGCUCGGAACAGACACGACGGAAAAUUGAACCUCGCGUGUUCGAAGAGAUUCGUCACUGUACGCACCGUGCUGUCGAGGGAUUCCACGAGAAAUAUUUUCAAGGACACAAAUGGAACAGGCGAGCCAAGCGAAUCUGGCAGAGCGUCAGGAGCCGCUAUAACGACAAUGAUAAGAGGUGGACACAAUUACCUGACGCAGCCACCGAGGACGAGGUAUGUGGCUGGUUGCUCAAUUUGCAACAAGAGCUCUUGCCAACCGAACGAGCUGCGUACUUCAGGAGCGACGGACGCAAUAAAGUUGGGGCUGACGUGUCACGGCAACUGGAUCUUUUUGUCAAAAUGAGAAGAGACAAGGCAGCAGACGCGACGCACGACUGGAGACACGUGUUGGUCGUCGGCGAGCUCAAGCAGUCUGACCAUAAAAACAAGACCUUAUGGCUUCAGGUUGGCAGUGCUAUACGAAUGGUGUUCGCUCACCAGCCUACACGACUGUUCGUACACGCCUUCACUCUGACUGGGACAGAGAUGGAGACAUGGGUCUUUGACCGGUCUGGGCCGUACAGCGGAGCUACGUUUGACAUCCACAAGGAGCCUGAGAAAUUCAUCAGUGUCUUGUGUGCAUAUUUGAUGAUGAGUGACGAGGAGCUAGGCUUGGACACCUUUACCAACGCAAAAGACAACAAACUAUUUGUCACGAUGUCUGUUGAAGCUUGCGGAAAGAAGCGGAAACGGCAACUCGAACUCGACCCCAAUCCAAUCGCCCGUCAGCGAGCAAUUGUCUGUCGUGGCACGUCUUGCUUCCUUGCGAAGGCCGCUGGCGCAGCAGAAUUUGACAAAGUUGUAAAAUACUCUUGGACUUCUGAUAUGCGACUACCUGAGGCUGAUCUUCUUAACAAGGCGAACGAACGUGGCGUUAAGGGUCUCGCGAAAGUGGUUGGCUAUCAGGAAGAGUUUCCAGGUCUCAGCGUUGCCAGCAGUGAACACAGAAAGAGGAAGUCAUCAGAUUGGUCAAGCAAUGUGUCUAAGAGAUCUCGGUCGAACAGCCAGCCGGCCGAGGCACAAAACAGAGAGAACCUAGCAACCUAUCCCGUCCAAGAACCGCAGGGCACUAGUCUUGUUCAGCAAAAUCAAGAUCAGGCACCUUAUGCCAACCGCAUCUUUCGCGUAUUGGCCAUCUCUCCUGCGGGCCGAUCCAUUAGCCAGUUCAAGGCAGUUUGCGAGCUCCUUGAAGCCCUUCGUGAUGCCAUCAAAGUGCAUCGAUCACUCUACACAGAAGGGAAAAUUCUGCACCGAGACAUUUCCGAAAACAAUAUCAUUAUCACCGACCAGGGGAAUGCAGACGGCUUCAAAGGCAUGCUCAUCGAUCUGGACUUAGCUAAGGAAGUAGGUAAAGGUCCUAGUGGAGCCCGGCAUCGGACGGGCACGAUGGAAUUUAUGGCGAUUGAAGUUCUUCUAGGAAUUUCGCACACGUAUCGCCACGAUCUCGAGGCAUUCUUUUACGUUCUUUUAUGGCUCUGCGCUCGUCGAGGGUGGGCAUUAUCAGGAGCCUCAGGCCGGCGGCCCAAAAAAAGCAUGCUCUCGCGGUGGUAUACAGGAGCCUACGAAGAUAUCGCGCAAAGCAAGCGUGGGGACAUGGACAAAAACGGACUAGAAGUCAUCCUGAGAGAAUUUCCAGAAGAUUUUGAUAGUGUCAAGCCUUUGUGCAGGGCAAUAAGAGAUGUCCUAUUCCCGCAUAAAGAUGGUCUGUUCACUGGCACUCCACAGGAUCCGAAUAUUUUGUAUGAUCCAAUCAUCAAAGCAUUUAAUGAUACCAUAGCAGGGAUUGGGUUGGGAGAGUCACACUUGAAAAGUCAAAGGCGAGCAUAUCCGCUGCUCUCGGAAGAUGUAGCGUCCACAUACCGAAGUUCGAAAGCACUACGAAUGACAAAGAAGAUCCAGCAAUUGGUAGGGGGCGCCAUUGCCCUUACAGCGGGUGCGAGCGAAUCGAACCCUUUUCGAAACGGAAGGAACUGCGUAUACACUUCCGAACGCGUAAAUUUGUCGCUUAGUCCCCCAGUACAAGCAGAUGGUAACGAAAACCCCGCAGAUGUUGAAUGCAACGAAGUGUGCCAAUGUUGUGCCUAUCGCUUUAGAGUUGCGAGCAAGUUCUUGAGACAUACACCGGAUGUCUCAGAGAUGGAUAUGCAUCAAGCGAGCUAUGCGACAAAGCGACGCGAUGUGAUAAUCGAGCGCGUGGACGAGGAGCUACGGCUUGCGGAAAACCAGAAGAGAGCACGGGGAAUGGCAGACGACUACGCAGAGACGUGCAAACUAGUCAAAUUGUCUCACGUCGAUCUUUCGACCACUGGUGUUGACCACGGUAUUGCGUCAUCCGUACCGAACACUCUGGAUGGUAUCAGAAACGCACUGCCGUCGGACACGUUAUUAGCAGCAGCUCAAAGCAUUAACGAGCCGUUGAAAGUUUGCCAGCCCAUAACACAGCUGACAGAAUCAGCAGAGGACCUAGCCGCCUUUGAGCCAAUGCCGAACUUGACCGCGUACAAUGCCCCGAUUCACAACGAGAUUAACUGGUUGUCAUGGAUUCAACAAACUGAGGCUUAG